AAGAUGAGACGUUAGUUAUUAGAGCAACAAUGGUCGACGUUGACCGGAGGAUGUCCGGUCUGAAUCCGGGUCAUAUAGCUGGCUUACGCCGUCUAUCUGCUCGCGCUUCCGCUCCUUCAACUCCGGCUUCCCACCCUGUUCGCAACGGUCUACAGUCUUUCGCUUCUUUAGCUGAUAAAGUUAUAACUCAUUUACGGGGUUCGGACUUUCAAGUCCAGCCGGGUUUGUCGGACGUUGAGUCCGCCCGAGUGGAAGCCGAGUUUGGUUUCGUUUUCCCACCUGACCUCCGAGCAAUAUUAUCAGCCGGAUUACCCGUGGGUCCUGGUUUUCCCGAUUGGCGAUCUGCAGGGGCAAGAGUCCAUCUCCGGGCUUCGCUUGAUCUUCCCAUCGCUGCAAUUUCCUUCCAGAUCGCGCUUAACACUUUUUGGUCCAAAUCGUGGGGUCCGAGACCGUCCGACCCAGAAAAGGCUUUACGAGUCGCAAGGAAUGCGCUUAAAAGGGCUCCCCUUUUGAUUCCCAUUUUUAACCACUGCUAUAUUCCCUGUAACCCUUCUCUAGCGGGUAACCCAAUUUUCUUCAUCGACGAGAACCGUGUCUUCUGUUGCGGAUUUGAUAUAUCUGAUUUUUUCGAAAGGGAAUCUUUGUUUAAGAGCUCUGGAUCCGACCCGGAAGUGUUGAAGAAACAGAGAUCCGUUGGCGAAAAAUCAGCCGGGUCGUCCACUAUUUUUUCGAGGCGGAGUUUGGAUGCGGGUUUGGUAACGUGUACAAGGACACCUAGAUGGGUUGAGUUCUGGAGCGACGCGGCAGUUUAUCGGCGCCGGAGGAAGUCGUCGUCAUCAUCAUCAUCGUCAAAUUCAUCGCCUGAUAGAUACAUCGAUAUGCGGAUAACCCAAACUCCGAAAUGGGUCGAUGAAUACAUUGGGCAAAUCGGAUCAGUCCUCCGAAAAGGCGGGUGGGGCGAGUCCGACAUAACGGAGAUCGUGCACGUGUCAGCAUCCGGGUUUUUCGAGGGAGAUAUGGUUUUAUUGGAUAAUCAAGCUGUUCUCGAUGCACUUCUUCUAAAAGCGGAUCGGUUAUCGGAUAGACUUAGAAAAGCCGGGUGGAGCUCCGAAGAAGUUUCGGAUGCGUUAGGGUUUGAUUUUCGACCGGGGAAGGAAAGGAAACCUGCGAAGAAAUUAUCCCCGGAGCUCGUAGAAAAAAUCGAGAAACUUGCUGAAUCAGUUACCAGUUCAUGAUGGAGCUUCUAAGAAAACUUAUUUUCCUGUUUUGAUAGAAGAUAUUUACCCUAAAACUUCGUGGUUUGUUUUCCUCUCUUUAGGGUUAAAAAUGAAUUUAGAAAAAUAUUUGGGGUAACGUGCUGUACUAUGUAGUAACAAAA
Hibiscus syriacus is the source of this 1378-nucleotide messenger RNA. RefSeq lists its product as uncharacterized. The transcript has 2 exons. The record is from RefSeq and is a predicted model, not a curated record. Bases 30 to 1235 code for a protein of 401 amino acids. NCBI's taxonomy places the organism in Eukaryota, Viridiplantae, Streptophyta, Magnoliopsida, Malvales, Malvaceae.